Molecule: messenger RNA, 882 nt
Organism: Indicator indicator
Lineage: Eukaryota; Metazoa; Chordata; Aves; Piciformes; Indicatoridae
Gene: POP5
Product: POP5 homolog, ribonuclease P/MRP subunit
Exons: 5
Coding region: 1-501 (166 amino acids)
Biological process (GO): tRNA 5'-leader removal
Cellular component (GO): ribonuclease P complex
Molecular function (GO): ribonuclease P RNA binding
Source: RefSeq, a predicted model, not a curated record
AUGGUUCGCUUCAAGAACAGGUACGUGCUGUGCGAGGUGGUCUCGGAGGACCCGCGGUGCCGGCAGUGCAUCGAGGAUCGCGCGGUGGGCCUCGCCGUUAGGGACGCCAUCGGGCGGGUGCACGGGGAUUACGGCCUGGCCUGCUGCUCCAUCUCCUUCACAGUGAAGUACCUGAACGCCUACACCGGGACCGUGCUCCUGCGGUGCCGCAAGGACUCGUACCGGCUGCUCUGCUCCGCGCUCCCCUUCGUCAGGCAGCUGGAGAGCCGGAACCAGCGCUACCCCUGCGCCCUCAACACUCUGCACGUCGGAGGUACCAUAAGGACAUGUCAGAAAUUUCUAAUCCAGUAUAACAGAAGACAGCUACUGAUGUUGUUGCAAAACUGUACAAAUGAAGAGGAAAGGCAGUGUGUACAGAAGUCCUUGUCGAGCUGUUCCCUGACAGAAGAGCAGUCUCAAAGUGGAGAUGAGGAAGAUGAUGGCAGCAGAGAGACAGACUGAACUGAACUUGUUACUAUUUACCUCUGUCCUGUACUUAGGUCAUCAAAAUGGUAGCAGUUACCUUCAGUGUAAGCAAAGCAGGGACAGAAAAAGUAUCUGUUCAUAUUAAGACUUCAUUCCUCAUUCUCAGCACUGUUAAAUAAAGAUUUUUUUUUUUAAAAUGCAUAUUUUUACUUAAAUAGAUUAUUUGCCUGUUUCACUCCAGGAAUCAAAACCACCUUCGCUCCUAAGGAGUGGAGCAGCUCAGUGGUAUAUUGAUGCUGAGGUAGAAAUGAACUUUAGGCAGCUGGCAGAGACAAAGACUACAGUCAGUCUCCUUCACUACAGAAAAGUCAUUAACAGCUCCCUGGCUUUGACCUUCUCUCCCAGUGUGUACCUCUC